AUGGCUCGGAACAAAGACUGCCUUCUAUGGAUGACCAUUAAGAGAAAGCUUCUUCGUACUACUCGGCCGACAUCUCGGAAUAAUCAAGACAUCACGACAGUUUUUCACAUCGUCCAUACAAACAACGAAAGCUUUGGUUAUGAAGAUUACAACAUUAGUAGUAAUUGCACUACUGCACAAGACGAGGCUCACGAUAAUGCUUGUUCGUAUUUCGCGUACCGAGAGGACCAUGCCGCAAUCGCCAUUCAAACAUGGCACGCCAUUGUUGAUUUAAGGUUUAUUGCUUGCUUUUGCCACCUCUAUCUGACUCUUUUCGUUUGUGAUUCUCUCUUACCGAUUUCCCUCAUCGACAACAUGCACCGACCAACCGACGCCGUCUCCUCAUCCUAUUACCACCAAUAUUACGAUCAACGGCCCGCCGCCGAUCUCCCGCAGCUCCACAACCCCUCCGUGCCGGCUCCUUCUCCUUACUCUCCACACGCCUCUGCCCCUCCGUUCACGGCCUCGCCGUCCGAUUAUUCCAAUUACCCCUCCUUGCCUACAGAUCCCGAUCAUGCCCCUAACCUCGGUCAAUACCCUCCGCCACAGCUCCACGAGCCCCCCCACAAUCACCGUCAUCCGUACCUUCAAACCCAGGCCCCCGCGAAUUACGAUUACACCUUCCCCACAGACCCUACUCCUAACCCCGGCCGCAACUCGGAGCCCGGUUUCGAUCCUCCGUAUUCUUUGAAUUCGUAUUUGUAUGGAUCUUCAUAUCCUCCAUACAGCGCCAAUUCGUGUGAGAGCAACUUGAAUCACGGCGGAGGAGAUCGAGGGGUGUUCGAUGCGGGGGUCUUUAAGUACAACGGUGGUCAGCCGCAGUCUGCUUAUGGAGAGAAAGACGGCCGCUCGUCGGGCUCUGGCAGCGGGGGAGAGGUGAUGUUUGACGAUUACGGGAGGCCGAUCAAUGUUCCUGGAGGAAAGGAUCAGGGUGGAUCUGGAAGUUCUUUGCAUAAUAUUGUCAAAGCGGUUCCAAAGGCGGAGGAUGUUGAGGAUGUCAGGAGUGGUAUUCAGAAGUUCCGCGUGAAGCUGUUAUCAGAAGGAUUUGAUCAGAAUGAUAUGGAUGUUCUUUGUCAGCAUAACCGCGGUGGGUCUAAUUUUAGAACUAGUGAUGCAAUUGCAGUUGUGGUGACUAUUGGCCUGGAUGGUAUAUGCGUUCUGGAUCCAGCGACUAGUAGGACAUUAAAGAUAUAUCCUCUUGAGUCAGUGACAAGAUGGGAGGUGCUGGAUUCAUAUAUCUUUGCAUUUUGGGCCAAAACUAGUGUAGAUUUAGAACCAAGGAGGAUUAGGUUGAAAUCAAAUAGUUAUACCACAAACAAUAUUCUGGACUUGGUGACAGCAGCCAGCAUUCAGUCCAAGGAAAUUGGUUCAAGCCAUAACUCCCCAGAUCUAGUGAAGGGAACUGAGCAAUCAGCAGAGAAGAAGAAAGGUUUUAUCGAUUGGAAGAAUAUAAUAAAGCCUGCCAAUGAGGAGAAAGAUCACUGGGUUCCCGAUGAAGCAGUAACUAAGUGCACAACAUGCAGAGCAGAUUUUAGUGCUUUCAAUAGAAGGCAUCACUGCCGAAACUGUGGGGAUAUUUUUUGUGACAAGUGCACACAAGGGAGAAUUGCCCUGACCGAAGAGGAGCAUGCUCAGCCAGUUAGAGUUUGUGACCAAUGCAUGGCUGAAGUAACCCAAAGGCUUAGCAAUAAAGUACCACCUGGUAGACCUGCUGGGUUGCAGAGCCAUGAAGAUCUUGCUAGAAAACUACAGCACAUCUUAUCACACAUAGUUGAUUUGCAUGAAGUGAUAGAAGAGAUGAACAAAAAUCGCAAGACAGUCGUUGCAAAUUUUUAUGCUUAUCUUGUAGGAGCGAAGUCCGAAGCCUCUGGGAUGAGAAUGAGAGAAGUUGCAUGUCCAACUUGCACGGUCCAUUUACAGGUCCAAGUACCAGCAUCGGGUUCUGAAACCAUCGAGUGUAGUGUGUGCCAGCAUCCAUUCCUUGACCCACCAUCUCACCCGAGGAAAAGGUCAUCGCCACAUCCGACGAGUCUCCGAAAGUUGGCCGCACAGCUCGAUGAAUGUCGCCGUCAUGGUGGCCCGAAGGCCCUGCGUAAUCAGUAA
Molecule: messenger RNA, 2142 nt
Organism: Striga asiatica
Lineage: Eukaryota; Viridiplantae; Streptophyta; Magnoliopsida; Lamiales; Orobanchaceae
Source: the annotation of a GenBank genome assembly